Messenger RNA from Penicillium atrosanguineum, 2286 nucleotides. Its product is annotated as Het-C domain-containing protein. The record is from RefSeq and is a predicted model, not a curated record. The transcript is spliced from 4 exons. Lineage: Eukaryota; Fungi; Ascomycota; Eurotiomycetes; Eurotiales; Aspergillaceae. Bases 1 to 2286 code for a protein of 761 amino acids.
AUGUCUUUCCUCCGUGCGGGCUUCCCCGCCCUGCUCGUGUGUCUGGUGCUCCUGCCGCAGGUCCACGCUUUCGGUGCCGGCAACAUCGCAUCCAUCUCCGCCGUCGAGGGCAAGAACUGGCGUCAUGGUGACAUCGAAGAUAUGCUCAAGACCGUCGCCUUCAUCGCCGGUCACAAAUGGACAUCGACCCAGAUCAAGCGCGUCUACUUUGGCAAUUGGCUGCGUGAUUACUCUCAAGCAAUGGAUGUCGGGACCUUGAAAAAUCUCCAGUCCGACACAAUCCGCGUGCUUGUGUGGGUCCUCUCGUUCCUGACUUUCGGCUAUGCGACGGGCGAGUUCGAGGUGACCUCCGAGCGAUUGGGCGUCUACCGUCCUGAGGAACAUAUUGAUAACCCCAAGGACUACGCCGAUAAUGAAGAUGCCCGCCAGUACGACAAGCGUCUACGACCCCCGGUCCGCCAGGUCGAGCUCGAUAUUGACCAGAAUACUGGUAUGAAGAAUUAUAUUGCCAAUGAGCGUGGUGAUUGGGCCACUAGUGCCGCCUAUGUUAAGUACAGUCUGGAGCGCAGCAUCCACUAUGGGCGUACGUACAUUCAUGGACAACAAAAGGGCAAUGAAGAUGACCUAUGUGAGGCUCUCCGUUGUCUAGGUCAGGGUCUUCAUACGCUUGAGGACUUUGCGGCCCAUACCAACUACUGUGAGCUGGCUUUGCGCGAGAUGGGCUUCCAAAAUAUUUUCCCUCAUACCGGCACUGCCACUCAGAUCAAUAUCCAUGGGCAUCACGUCUUCCCGCUGGUGACUGGAACCUUUGGCAUGGUCGAUUUCUUCCACUCAGUCCUGGGUGAGGCUACUGACCAUUUCACUCAGUCCGAGGUCAACGAGAUGGACAUUGCACUUGGCGAUGCACAGACCGAAUCUCAAUCAAGCAACUCCCUCAAUGCUCUUACUGGCUUGCUGGGCAAAAUUCCCGGAACCAGGGACCUUGUUUCUGAAGCUGAGAAUUUGAAGCAGAUGUCUGAGGCACAGGAGACGAGUAAUCGCUCCCGAGGCUCGCACAUGGGCUACUCUGAUCGAGGACUUGAUAGUCAGGGCUCGAGCCGUGCUCCAAGCUCUAACCAGCCUUCCGUGGGUGGUCCAGGUCCGGGACUCUCGGGCAUGCCCGACUUUAAUCCUCAAGAGACCGUAUCGAAGAUCUAUCCCAUUCUGGCUUUCCGUGACAAGGUGGUCCGAAAGCUGAGCUCGAUUAUCGAGAAGAUUCCCGGCCUGGAGGCCAUCAUUGAGAAGAUCACCGAGACUCUGACUGUCUUCAUCAUGUCACUUCUCGCUCCAUUCAUCCGACCUCUCAUUAACGCUGCCUCUAAGUCUCUCCAGGCUGGUUCUGCAGGCGUUGUUGACGCGUCUGGCAAGCACCAGUACGAGCCCUGGACCGAUCCUCACUGUACCGAUCCCACCCACUCCAUGCUCUCCAAGGACCAUUUCGCGAACGUCCUAAACGAGCCUGCCGGCCAGGUAGCCUCCGCUAUUCUCAAGUACGUUGCACCUCGCGUGUUAUACGCCUGGCAGCACGUCAACGUCCCGGAGCACGAGGUCCUAGAAGACUGCAUGAACGUAUUCCACCACCCCGCCCUACGAAACAUGCACAACGAAGCCCAUCGAACAAUGUAUGAAGCAGUCCAGAGCUGGGUCCACUCCCGCGACGACCGCGGCCACAACCUAAACAACAUCCUCAGUGCUGAAGGCGUCAGAGCAGGUCGCAACACCGGUGGUAUUCCCCACACUCACGGCGGCGGCGGCGGUGGCUUUGCUGCUCUUGGUGGUGGCUCUCAUGGACAGAACCAUGGACAGAGCCAUGGCCAGUCUCAGGGAGGCUCGUCGCAGUCAUUCUUCUCCCAGUUCUCAAGCCAGUCUCAUUCCCAGCAGGGACAUCAGAGCUCCUCUGGCUUGCCUUGGGAUAAGUUGUCUAGUUUGCCGAUCCCUGGCAUUUCUAACUUGAAUAAGCUGAACAAGCUCUCGAAUAUGAUUCCAGGCGGACUGUCCAGGGAAGUUGAGGAUGAGGGUGUUGGACAUGGUGAACAUGGUCAUCAGCAGCCGAGGUAUCAGGAGCAGCAGUCGAUGUGUCAGGAGCAGUAUCAGCAGCAUCAGCAUCCUGAGCACCACGAGCACCAGCACCAGCAUCCUCAUGGCCAGCAUCACGGCCAGCACCACGGCCAGCACCACAGUCAGGGUCAUCAUGGCCAACACCAUGGGCAUGAGGGACACGGAUCUCACAGUGGACAUGGAUACUAG